Cyanistes caeruleus (blue tit) is the source of this 18971-nucleotide messenger RNA. The record is from RefSeq and is a predicted model, not a curated record. Lineage: Eukaryota; Metazoa; Chordata; Aves; Passeriformes; Paridae.
CAGAGGGAGGAGUAGGAGACGGGAAUGCAUAAUGCGUGAGUGACAGAGGGCGUGCAGGCGGCUGGCGGAGUCCAGAAGACGCGGAUGUUCCUCUCCCAGGGUCCAGGGAUGCCCUCUGCUUCUUUAUUAGUUUAUUUGCUUUUAGCGUUACUCAUUCAUUUCGCAUCUGGAGAAACGGAAGUGAAGUUCAGUGGACAAACAGAAUUUGUAGUCAAUGAAACAAGUACAACUGUUAUACGUCUCGUAAUUGAAAGGACAGGGAAGCCUGCUAACAUCACAGCAAUUGUGUCGAUUGAUGGAGAAGACACAGGAGACUUUUUUGACACAUACGCAGCUGCAUUUAUACCCGAUACAGAAACAAACCGAACAGUGUAUAUAUCUGUCUGUGAUGAUGAUCUUCCAGAGGCUGAUGAGACAUUCACAUUUCACUUGACACUACUGUCUGUCACAGUAACAAUUUUAUCAAAUGACAAUGCCUUUGGAAUAAUUUCUUUUAACAUGUCUGCCUUAAUCACAGUGAAUGAACCUAGGGGCAGAAAUGAAUUUGUGCCUCUCACUCUAAUUAGGGAGAGAGGAACCUACGGGACGGUCGUUGUAACUUUUGAGAUAGAAGAUGGACCAAACUCAGCUGAAGAAGACUUAAGUCCAGCCAGAGGAAAUAUUACAUUUACCCCUGGGAGAUCAGUGUUGGUUUAUAAUUUAACAGUACUUGAUGAUCAGGUACCUGAAAAUGAUGAAAUCUUUGUUGUUCGUCUGAAGAGCGUGGAGGGAGGGGCUGAAAUCAACAACACAAAAAAUUCUGUGUGGAUUAAUAUUAGGAAAAAUGACAGUCCUGUGCGUUUUGUUCAGAGUGCUUAUAUGGUGCCUGAGGAAGAUGAAGUGGUAACAAUCCAAGUGGUUCGUGGUAAGGAUGUCAGUGGAAAAUUAAUUGGACCUGAUGAAGACGAAGUCUCUGUCAGUUACGCCAUCAUAACUGGGGAUUCAACUGCACAUGCACAGCUUAAUGUAGACUUCCUAGAUCUACAGCCAAAUACAACUCUUGUUUUCCCACCUCUAGUUCAUGAAACAUAUUUGAAAUUUAGGAUCCUUGAUGAUGCCAUACCAGAAAUUGCUGAGACCUUUCAGAUUAUGCUUCUUAAAGACACUUUGCAGGGAGAUGCUGUUUUGAUUUAUCCAUCUGUUGUUCAUGUCACUAUCCAGCCGAAUGAUAAACCCUAUGGAGUGCUGUCAAUCAACAGUGUUCUGUUAGCUCACACUGUUAUCAUUGAUGAAGACCAAAUUUCAAGGUUUGAAGGGAUCACAAUUGUAAGAAAUGGUGGAACACAUGGAAAUGUUUCUGUUUCCUGGGUUAUAAUCCGAAAUAGCAGUGAUCCUUCACCUGUGACUGCAGACCUACUUCCAGAGGCGGGGGAGGUAACUUUUGAUCAAGGUCAGAUGCUGGUGACCCUUCAUCUGGACAUUAUUGAUGAUGAUAUACCAGAAGAGGCGGAGCCUUAUCUUCUGAAACUCCUAGCUCAUACAAUUCAGGGUGGUGCAGAAGUCAGUGAGCCAUCUGAGCUUCUGUUUUACAUUCAGGACAGUGAUGAUGUUUAUGGCCUAAUAAAAUUUCAUCCUUUGGAGAAUCAGAAGAUUGAAAGUAAUCCAGUGGGACGCUUUUUAUCCUUGAGUUUUGCGAGAGAAAGAGGAACAGUUGGAGAUGUGCAGUUGGUUUUUACUGCACUGUAUAUUCCAGCUGGAGCUCUGGAUCCUGAGAGAGCAAAAGGUGGCAUUCUAAAUAUGUCUAGAAGAAGUACUCUCACCUUUCCAGAAGGAAAAGCACAAGCUACUGUAAAUAUACCAAUACGAAAUGAUGCAUUUCUUCAAAAUGGAGCUCACUUUGUCAUACAGCUGGAAAAAGUUGAGCUGCUGAACAGAAUCCCUCUUGUCCCACCUGUGAGUCCUAGAUUAGGUGAAAUUCGGAAUAUUUCUUUGAGGAUUACUCCAGAUAUUGCAAAUGGAGAAAUAGGCUUUACUAGCAAUCUUCCAAUUAUUCUUUCUGAGCCAGAAGACUCACCUGCUACAGUGGUUUCCAUUCCAUUGCAUCGAGAUGGGACUGAUGGUCAAGCAACAGUGUUUUGGAGUUUGAGACCCUUUGGUCCCAAUCACAAGGCAGUAACACCGGAUGAUAUAAGUCCUUUUAAUGGCUCUGUUUUUUUCUUAUCUGGACAAAGUGAUACUACAAUCAACAUUACUGUUAAAGCUGAUGAUAUACCUGAAAUGAACGAAACCGUGUUAUUAACUUUGGACAGGGUCAGUGUGGAAAAUCAAAUACUGAAAUACGGGUUUACUACUCGUGAGAUUACUAUUUUGGAAAAUGAUGAUCCUGGAGGAGUGUUUGAAUUUUCUCCCUCUUCCAGAGGUCCCUAUAGUAUCAAGGAAGGGGAUUCUGUCGAACUGCAGAUUGUCCGCAGCAGAGGGAGCCUUGUCAGGCAGUUUCUGCGAUACACUGUGGAACCAAGGGACAAUAAUGAGUUUUAUGGAAGCACAGGAAUUCUGGAAUUUAAGCCUGGGGAAAGAGAGAUCAUAAUUACUCUUUUGACAAGGAUGGAUGGGAUUCCAGAGCUGGAUGAGGCAUAUGCUGUUGUGCUCAGUGGCUACAGUGAAAUGUCAGGCAAGCUGGGGAAUGCCACAAGGGUCAGUAUAACCAUUUUGAAGAAUGAUGAUCCACAUGGUGUCAUUCAGUUUCUACCUGAUGAACUAUCAGUAACAAUAAAGGAAAGUAAAGGAGAAAUCAUCUAUGCUGCCUCUUACAGACUUGUAAGAAGCCAAGGAAACUAUGGUAAUGUGAGUGUGUCCUGGAUUGUUGACCCAGCAUGUACCAAUGACAUCUAUCCAGAACAAGGGACUGUUUUCUUUGAUAAUCUGGAGUUUUCAAAAAAUAUCACAAUUUACUCUCUACCAGAUGAGGUACCUGAAGAGAUGGAGGUAUUCAUAAUCAGAUUAUUCAAUGCCACUGGUGGAGCUAGACUGGGCAAUAUAACCAGAGCAUUUUUACAAAUCACAAGGAAUGAUGAUCCCAUUUAUUUUGCAGAACCUCUAAUAGUGAGCGUUACAGAAGGGAGUGUUGCAAACUUUACAAUCCUAAGGAAUGGAUCCUCUGAUGAAGUUGUUGCUGUUCAGUAUAUUACUGUUAAUGGAGAUGCUACAGCUGAAGAGGGAGACUUUGUUCCCAGUGAAAAGGACAGUUUCAUUCUAUUCGAUGUCGGAGAAAGAGAGCAGACCUUAUCUGUGUAUGUUAAUGAUGAUGAUACCCCUGAAACUGAUGAAUCAUUUUAUAUCUUCCUUUUGAAUUCAACAGGAGAUACUGUUAUCUUUCAUGCUGGAGUUGCUACAGUUAUUAUUGAAGCAAAUGAUGAUCCUAAUGGAAUUUUCUUCUUAGAACCUCUAGAGAAGCCAGUAGAAGAAGGAAAAAGUAAUUCUUUUUUGAUUUUGAGACAGAGAGGACACUUUGGGAAUGUCUCAUUAGCCUGGCAGCUGUUUCAUAAUGACUCUGCACUGAAGCCAGGAGAAGAGUUCUCUGAAACUUAUGGGACUGUGUACUUCAUGGAUGGUGAAGGAUCAAAACUGAUAGUUCUCCAUGCUCUUUCAGAUAAAAUUCCUGAAUUCAAUGAAUUUUACAUUUUAAAGUUGGUGAACGUUUCAGGUGGGUCUCCAGGUCCUGGUGGGAAGUUGUCUGAAACAAGCACUGCUGUAACUGUGAUGAUCCCUUUCAAUGAUGACCCUUUUGGAGUCUUCAUUAUAGAUCCAGAGAGUCAGGACAGAGAGAUAGCAGAAGAUGUUCUUUCUGAAGAUGAUCUUUCCUAUAUUACAGACUUCACCAUCUGGAGACAGCAAGGCACUUUUGGUGUUGUCCGUUUAGGUUGGGAAAUACUGUCCAGUACAUUUCAAGAUGGAUUACCAUCAAUGAUAGACUUCUUGUUGCUGGGAUCAUUUCCAAGUUCAGUACAAUCUCAACCACACAUGAGACGUCAUCACAGUGGAACAGAUGCUUUGUAUUUCAGUGGAAAAGAGGAUGCAUUUGGAGUUAUUGGUCUGGAAUACCCAUACAAUGGAAAUACUGCAGUAACUAAUUUUACAUUUUCUGCAUGGUUAAUUCCUAAUGUCAAUACCAAUGGUUAUAUAGUUGAAAAGGAUGAUGGUAAUGGGACCUUAUAUUAUGGUGUGAAAAUCCAAACAAACGAUUCUCAUGUUUCUAUAGUGCUUCAUUAUACAGCACUAGGAUCCAAUAUUACAUACAUAGCCAAAGCAGCAGUCCUGAAAUAUCUGGAUGAAAGUACUUGGGUUCACAUUCUGAUUACUCUGGAUGAAAGUAUAAUUGAAUUUUACAUGGAUGGAAUUCCAGUUCCAGGAGGAAUUAAAAGCCUUAAAGGAGAAGCAAUUGCUGAUGGUCCAGGAAUAGUGAGAAUUGGAGCAGGAAUUAAUGGCAACAGCAGGUACACAGGUUUCAUGCAGGAUGUAAGGCUUUACGAGAGGAAAUUGACAGAAGCAGAGAUCUAUGAACUUCAUGCAACUCCUGCAAAGAGUGACAUACACCCUGUCUCUGGGUAUUUGGAGUAUCAGCAAGGAGAAACUAAUAAAUCAUUCAUUGUGUCUGCAAAGGAUGACAAAGAGGAAGAAGGAGAGGAGUUAUUCAUCCUAAAGCUCAUUUCUGUGUGUGGUGGAGCUCGAAUUUCACAAGAAAACACAACAGCAAGAUUAAGAAUACAGAAAAGUGAUAAUGCUAAUGGUUUAUUUGGCUUCACUGGAGCAUGUAUUCCUGAGGUGGCUGAUGAGGGUUCCACUAUAUCCUGUGUCGUGGAGCGUACAAGGGGAGCCCUAGACUACGUGUAUAUAAAUUACAUUAUCUCACAGGUUGAUUCCAGGGGCAUUAAUUACUCUGUUAGCGAUUUUUCUAACAGCAGUGGCACUAUCACAUUCCUUCCUUGGCAGAGAUCAGAGGUCUUAAAUUUGCAUGUUAUUGAUGAUGACAUUCCGGAGCUAAAUGAAUAUUUCCGUGUGACAUUAGUCUCUGCAGUGUCUGGAGAUGGAAAACUAGGUUCAACUCCCACCAGUGGAGCAAGUAUAGAUCCAGAAAAGGAAACUACUGAUAUCAGCAUUAAAGCCAGUGACCACCCAUAUGGUCUACUGCAGUUCUCAGUGGGGCCACCUCCUCAACCCAGUGAUGAAAUGAUUCUGCCAGCCUCUGCUGUGCCCCAUAUCACUGUUAAAGAAGAAGUUGGACAGAUCAGAUUAUUGGUAGUUCGUGCACAAGGGCUUCUUGGAACAGUUCUUAUGGAAUACAGGACAGUGCCACUUACAGCUUUCAGUCCUAAAGAUUAUCAGGCUGUUUGGGGCUCAAUGGAAUUUCAGCCAGGAGAAAGAUACAAGUACAUUACUGUUAACAUCACUGACAAUUCAAUUCCUGAACUAGAAAAAACUUUUAAAGUGGAGCUGUUGAACCCAGAGGGAGGAGUUGCUGAGCUUUUUAGAAAUGAUGGAAGUGGUAGUGGUGAUGGAAACAUGGAUUUCUUCCUUUCAGCUGUCCCUCAACAUGCUAGCUUGGGAAUUGCAUCCCACAUCCUUGUGACUAUUGAGGCUUCUGAUGAUGCUCAUGGUGUGUUUGAGUUCAGUGCUGAGUCCCUUUCAGUGAAUGGAACUGAGCCUGAAGAUGGAGAUAGCAAUGUUGUGCUGCAGGUUGUGAGAAGUCAUGGGGCCUUAUCUCAGGUGACAUUACAUUGGAUGAUAAUCUGUGAUCUUACCAAUGACCUGAUCUCUACAGAUGGGAAUGUAACAUUUGAUGUUGGCCAAGUGAGAGCAAAUAUUACAUUACAGAUUUCUCCUGAUGAUGUUCCUGAAUUGGAUAAGAUGUUUUCAGUUUUGAUCACCAAUGUCUCCCUUGGUCGUCUUGGAUAUCAUACUAAUGCAACAUUAACUAUUUUAGCAAAUGAUGAUCCAUACGGAGUCUUCAUCUUUUCUGAGCAAAACAGACCAAUUAAAGUUGAGGAAGAAACAAAGAAUAUCUCUCUGACAGUUAUAAGAUGUGCUGGUCUCCUUGGUACAGUAAUGGUGAAAUACAGAACUAUUGGUGAUGAAGAAAAGUUGCCCUUUCUUCCACCGGAUAUCGUCAGAGCAAUAGCGGGAAAAGACUAUACACCCAUUACAGGUUAUGUGAUCUUUGCAACCAAUGAAAGUGAGGCCACAAUAUCCUUGCCUAUUUUGGAUGAUGAUGAUCCUGAGAGAUCAGAAUCUGUUUUUGUGGAGCUAACCAGUGUUGUUUUGAUUAAGAAAGUUCAGGAUCGGCCAAUUAUAAAUUCUCCCCGACUUGGCUUAGUGGGUGAGACAAUAGCUCACGUGAUUAUCAAUGCCAAUGAUGAUGCUUUUGGAACACUUCAGCUUUCAGCUUCAGCUGUGAGAGUUGCUGAAAACUAUGUUGGACCAAUCAUUAACGUGACCAGAACUGGGGGAAUAUUUUCAGAUGUUUCUGUGAAAUUUAAAGCUAUGCCAAUAACUGCAACAGCUGGUGAGGACUACAGUGUAGCUUCAUCAGAUGUUGUCUUACUAGAAGGGGAAACAAGUAAAGCUGUGCCAAUUUAUAUAAUUAAUGAUAUCAAUCCUGAACUUGAGGAGUCAUUUUAUGUUCAGCUGCUGAACCAAACAACAGGAGGAGCCUUGCUUGGAUCUUUGACGAGAGCAGUCAUAACUAUUGAGGCUUCUGAUGACCCAUUUGGAUCCUUUGUUUUUCAGAAUACCGAAUUCAUUGUGGAAGAGCCUGAAUUUGGAUCAGUAACCAUAAAUCUGCCAAUAAUCCGCAAUGCUGGGACACUGGGUAAUGUUACUGUUCAGUGGGCUGCUACCAUUCAUGGACAUCCUGCUGAUGAUGACUUGCAAGUUGCCAUGGGUAAUAUAACUUUUGGCCCUGGGGAAGCCAUUCAGAUGUUGCUGUUGGAAAUCCUGGCUGAUGAUGUUCCAGAAGUAGAAGAGAUUGUCCAUGUAGAAUUAACUCAGGCCUCCAGCGGUGGUGCUAUUGGGUUAGAUGGCACAGCACGUAUUGUUAUACCUGCCAAUGAUAAUCCUUAUGGCACAGUUUUCUUUCAUCAAUCCUCAUAUCGAAUCCAGGAGCCACUAGAAAGAAGUUUACUUGCAAAUAUAUCAGUCAGGAGAAGUGGGGGAAGGUUUGGUCAGCUGCAAAUAUUUUACAGCACUUCUGACACUGACAUUGUAGCUCUUGCCAUUGAGCAAGGUGAGGAUAUACUGGACUAUUACGAGUCUCCUGUACAAGGAAUUCCUGACCAGCCAUCCAAGACCAGAGUGAAUGUAUCAGCAGCAAAUGACCCACUGUAUGCCUGUGCAGCUCAGUGCCUAAAAGAACAAGCAUGUUCAGCCUUUACAUUUUCCAGUGCCUCUGAGAUUCCUCUCUGCCUCUGGCUGACAACAGAGAUCAGGCCAUUAACUAACAUGUCAGGAUUAUGGACCUACAAGAAAAACAUCAGCAGUACAUCCAUUCUGUUCAGCACACAAGCCAUUGCUGGUAGUGACUACGAACCUGUCACAAGACAGUGGGCCAUCAUGCAUGAAGGGGAAGAGUUUGCAAAUCUCACAGUUACCAUACUCCCUGAUAGCCUGCCAGAGCUGGAUGAAACAUUCACUAUAUCCCUGUUGAAAGUUGAACUAUUGAAUAUCUCAGCCAGCUUAAAAAAUCAACCAACUAUUGGACAGCCAAAUACUUCCACAGUUAUCAUAAUGAUGAAUGGGGAUGCCUUUGGAGUAUUUAAGAUCUACAGUGUAAGCCCCAAUGCAACAGAGAAGUAUAUUGAAGUAGAAGAACGCCCUCAGGCCAACGUGCAGCUAAUGAUACACAGGACAGAAGGCAGCCUGGGACAGGUGGCAGUGGAAUGGCGUGUUGUUGGUGAAACAAAAAAGAUGGUCACUCUGACCAUUUUAGAUGAUCCAGAGCCGGAGGAUAAUGAAAGCAUCAUCGUCAGCCUGGUGCAUACUGAAGGAGGGAGUAGGAUUCUGCCCAGUUUUGACACUGUCACAGUGGUUAUCCUGGCAAAUGACAAUGUGGCAGGAAUCAUUAGCUUCCAGACAGAUGGGAGGUCUGUUAUUGGUCGUGAAGGAGAGCGACUGCAAUUUCAUAUUGUAAGAACUGCCCCAGGACUGGGAAAUGUUACAGUUGAAUGGAAGAUAGUUGGACAUAACGUACAACAAAAUUUUGAAUACUAUUCUGGAAUUCUCUUCUUUCCUGAGGGGAUAUUGAAUACAACAUUAUAUGUCCACUUGCUGGAUGACCAUAUUCCGGAGGAAAAAGAAGAGUACCGGAUCAUCCUAUACAACAUCAAAACAGAAGGUGUUUCUCCUUCUGGUGCUGCUGUUUUGGACAGUCAAGGAUAUGAAGCGGUUCUGACAGUAGAAGCUAGUGAUGAACCACAUGGAGUACUGAAUUUUGCUUCUCCAUCCAGGGUAGUUUUACUUCCAGAGGAAAACAAAACAGUUCAGCUUUUUAUUAACAGAGAAUUUGGAUCUCUAGGUGCUAUCAAUGUUACAUAUGCCACAGUUCCAGGAUUGGUCUCCUUAAGUAAUGAGACAGAGGGGACCUUGGCUGAACCAGGAGCUGAUUAUGUAGCUGUUUCUGACUCAGUGAUUUUGGAAGAAGGAGAAACAUCAGCUGCCAUAAAUGUUACUAUUCUAGAGGAUGAUGUACCAGAAGUGCAAGAAUUCUUCUUGGUUAAUUUAACUUCAGUGGAACUUGUUAUGAACCAUUCAACUUCCUCCCCACCUAGACUUGAUGUGGAAGGUUUAGCUUCUCAAAUUGUUAUUGAUGCUAAUGAUGGAGUAAGAGGAGUAGUUGAAUGGGAAAGUACCAAUUUUGAAGUUAAUGAAUCUCAUGGGAAUCUGACCAUAAUGGCAUACCGAAACAAAGGAUCUUAUGGCAAUGUGUCUGUGUUUUUUUAUGCCCAAAAUUUGGAAGCACAGCUGGGUUUGGAUUUUAAUGUGAUCCCAAGGACUCUUUUCUUUGCUGAUGGAGAAAGGAAUAAAUCUGUUGUUGUUGUGAUUUGUGAUGAUGAUAUUCCUGAAGGUGUUGAGAAGUUCCAGUUAAUUCUAACAAAUCCCUCAUUUGGCCUGGAAUUAGGGGAGAACACAACAGCCACAAUUACUAUACUUGCCAAUGAUGAUGGACAUGGAGUUUUAUCAUUCAAUAACAGUGAUCACUUCUUUCUAAGAGAGCAAACAGCUCUCCAUCUGAUGGAAAGUGUUGCAGUAUUAAAUAUUAUUAGAGAACCUCCUCAGGGAAUAUUUGGAACAGUGUCUGUUCAAUAUCUUGUAAGUGAAAUUAAUUCUUCUGAGCCAUCAGUGGAUUUGACCCCUUCUCAAGGAUACAUUGUUCUGGAAGAGGGAGUCAGAUUUAAGACACUGCAUAUUUCUGCAAUCCUGGAUGAAGAACCAGAAUUGGAUGAGCACUUUAUUGUCACCCUGUUCAAUCCGACUGGAGGAGCCAGACUAGGCACCAGAGUGCAAACUAUGAUUACGAUAUUACAGAACCAGGCUCCACUGGGGCUUUUCAGCAUCUACCCAGUUACAAAUAGGACAAAUAUCUUCUCAGUUGAAGAAGCGAACACUACAAUUUAUCUGAAAGUUUCACGGAGUAAUGGGCUCAACGUGUCUGUGAGUGUUGAGUGGGAGACGUUGUCGGAUACUGCAUUUGGCAUCAGGGGUAGUAUCAAUGUUCUGUCUGUUUUGCAAAGCUUUGUGGAAGAGUCGGCAGUUAGCUGGUGUUUCUUUCCAUCGGACGAAUUCCUGUAUGGUGUGCUGUUGCGUUCGCCUCCAGCUGUGUUUUCUACUCUCUACCAGUGGAAAGGAGUUUUUGUUGCCAUUGAGAAUUUCACUAUGUGGAAUCCUAAAAGCUGCGUGUCUUUCCAAAUCCAUGCCUCUCCCUACCUUGUGAUUACUCAUGGAGGAAGCAGUCGUGGAGCUUCCAACAGCAGUGUGUAUGCAUUCAUGCCUGGACGCAAACUAUUGAAGCUACAGACCCUCUCUAUUACGGAUACCACACUUGUCAAACAUUUUGCUGCAGAUGAAGAAAACUAUUUGAUUUUUGUGAGUGAUACCACCAGUUUCAGUUCCAUCCAGGUUUUCCAGUGGAAUAAAGAUAUAUUUGUGCUGCAUCAUCAACUUCCACUUUACGGAGCUCUGAACAUUGCCUUGUUUCCUCGAGGAGGCAUUAUGUACUUAGUAGUUUCUUUGUCUAAUACCAGCCAGAAUGUGCUCUUGUACCAGUGGCUGAAUAAUGAGUUUAGGAAUCUUCAUCAGUUACCAGUAAAAGAAAUAAAACAUAUGGAGGCCUGGACUUUUGGAUCUGAUAUAUAUUUAAUUGUUGCAAAAGAAACUGGAAAUUCUGAAAUUCUCAUCUGGGAGACAGGACAGUCUACCUUCAGACACUUUCAGUCUCUUCCAGUCUCUGCUGUAAGAAAUAUCCAUGUUUUCAUGCCUCCUUCAGGUUUAGUUCACAUCCUCAUCUCUGGUAAGGACACAACAACACUGUAUUCCUGGAACUCAGAAGGGAACCAGUUCUCUCUGACACUGGAAGCUCCCUAUGCAGAUCAUAUCACUUCCACUACUGCAAGGUCUCUGAACUCCAGCAAGAGCUUGAUUGCUCUUUCUAUAGACUCCAUCUCCCAGAUUUAUGAGCUGACAACUAUCUCCAACCAGUCAGACUUUAUACCUAGUUCAGGUGAAUUGAUAUUUGAGCCUGGGGACAUGGAAGCUGUGAUAGCAGUCAAUAUCCUGGAUGACAGCAUCCCAGAGGAGGAAGAAUGUUUUAAAGUGUGGCUGAAAAACCCUAAAGGAGGUGCAGAGAUUGGUGUUCACAGUUUCGUUAACAUAAUUAUUCCUCCUAAUGACAAUGCCUAUGGAGUCAUUGCAUUUGCUCAGAGUUCUUUAUUUAAGCAAAUUGAAGAAAUGGAACAGGACAGCUUGAUCACCCUGAAUAUUGAACGUUUAAUAGGAACAUAUGGACGAGUUACAGUAGAGUGGAUUGCUAAUGGGAGCAUAAGUGAUGUGUUUCCAGCUUCAGGAAUGAUUACAUUUUCAGAAGGUCAGGCCCUGUCCACAAUCACCCUGACAAUUCUCGCAGACAGUGUUGCAGAGCUUUCAGAGACGGUGGAAAUCACACUCACCCGUGUUACCACUGUGGAUGUUCAAGAUACCACAAAAGGAGCUGUCAUUGAUCCUGAAAGGGCAAGAGCUGUACUUAGCAUUUUACCCAGUGACUCACCGCAUGGUGUGAUUGAGUGGCAUAUGGAGUCCCUCUUUGUUAAAACCACAGAGCCAGAAGGGCAGGAGAAUUCAACUACUGUUACUCUACUAAUUGUUCGAGAGCAAGGAUUUGUCGGAGAUCUUUCCAUUCAGUUGAGCACUGCACCAAACUUUGAACUCCCCCCCUCCAACCGAGCAACAGAAAAUGAGGAUUAUAUACUGGAAAAGAAAACAGUCAUUAUGGCAGAGAAUGCAACAACAACCUCUGUCAUAGUCACUAUUUUGCCUGACAAUAUUCCAGAAUUACAGGAGGGAUUUAUAAUCAAUAUUACUGAUGUGCAGCUGAUCACUUUUUCCUCUGGAGGCCAGCCAAGUGUGAAGAGACUUGGAUUAGAAAUAGCUGAAAUAACAAUUGAAGAAAAUGAUGAUGCCAGAGGAAUAUUUAACUUUAAUGUUACAAAGGAUAUCACUGGAGCUGUUGUUGGUUAUGAGGUACCACCACCACAGAAUAUACUGAAACUCCCAGUUGUUCGACAGGCUGGGAGGUUUGGAUCAGCAACUCUCUACUGGGAAGCCAUUCAUUCAACUGCCAGCUUUGAAGACUUCACACCAUCAUUUGGAAACCUUACAUUUGCAGAUGGGCAGGCUACAGGAGAAAUAGAAAUUACAAUAAUAGAUGACAGUGAAGUUGAAUUCCUUGAGAUAUUCAAAAUUGCCCUGGUGAGAGUAACAGGUGGUGCAAGACUUGGGAAUGACACCCUGGUAACUGUUGCUAUUCCACCAAAUGAUUCCCCUGUUGGGGUAUUCAGUUUUGAGCAAAAUAAUGUAACUGUGAAGGAACCUCAGACAUCUGGUGACUCUGCUGCUGUUGUUUUGCUGAAUGUAAGCCGAAGUCAGGGAGGAAAAGGAGAAGUUACAGUGUUAUGGAUUCUUGAGGAAGCAGCCAGAUAUGAUCUGAGCCCUCUAAAUGGUACCCUUCAUUUCAGUGAGACUGAGUCCCAGAAGCUGAUUAUUUUACAUGCAAUACAAGAUGGUCUGCUGGAGGGGAAUGAAACAUUUACCAUUCAGCUAGUCUCUACUGGUGAUGCAGAGAUAUCCCCUGUAAAUGGUGUUGCAACCAUCAUUAUUUUGGGAGAUGAAGGAGCUUCUGGGGUGGUUGGGAUAGCCCAUUCAUCCCAGCACAUUUUGAUUGGAGAACCUUCUGGAAAUUAUAAUGGAACCGCUCUUAUUAGCCUGGUACGUGGCCCAGGGAUUUUUGGGGAGAUCAUAAUAUAUUGGAAUAUAACACCUCCUCAUCAGACAGAAUUUAUUGAGGUAUCGGGGACCUUGACCAUGCGAGAUAGGCAGUCUGCAGCAGUUGUUCUAAUACAGGCUGUAGAUGACGACUGUCCUGAGGAGAAGCAUUACUACCAGUUUCAGCUAACCAGAGUCAGUGGUGGAGGACUCAUAAAUGAAUCUAGCAGCACAGCAAAUAUUACCAUGGCCGCCAGUGAUUAUCCAUAUGGAGAGUUUACAUUUUCCCAUGAACUAUUGCAAACAACAGAAGACGAAAAAUGGGUUAACAUCACUGUUGUGCGUUCCAGGGGAUCCUAUGGCAGAGUGCGUCUUUGCUUUCAGAUAAUAAAUGGGACUGCAGAGGAAGGAAUUGAUUUUAGUCCCACAGUAAGGGAAAUAGUUUUUGAACCAGGGGAGAAAAGUAAAAUUAUUUUGAUUGAAAUUCAUGAUGAUGACUUUCCUGAAGGCCCUGAAAACUUUUCAUUGAUGAUUACUGAAGUGGAACUCGAAGGAAGGGGAUUUGAUUUUACUGUAAGAGAGAAUGGUCUACAAGUGGAUCAACCACCAAUAAUAGGAAAUAUCUCCACAGUAUGGGUCACUAUUGCAAAAAGUGACAAUGCUGAAGGUGUCAUAGAAUUUGAUCCACAGUAUGUCCUUCUACAGGUGGAAGAGGAUGUUGGAUUAAUCAUGAUUCCUGUUUUGAGAAAGCACGGAACUUACGGCAAUGUCACAGCUGAUUUUCUAUCUCGAAGUAUUUCUGCACUUCCUGAUGGUGUUGACUAUGUCGUUCAUAAUAAUACUGUAAUUUUUUAUCAUGGACAGAACCAGUCUUUUAUUUAUGUCUCUAUUAUAAAUGAUGAAGAAAGUGAAUUUGAAGAGCAAUUUGAAAUCCAACUGACAGGAGCCACUGGUGGAGCAGUGCUGGGGCUCCACCUGGUAAGCCAGGUCACCAUUGCAAAAAGUGACUCUCCCCAGGGCAUGGUCCGAUUUCUCAACCAAAGCCAAAUUAUUCUCCCCAACCCUGAUGCAACCACAACAGUGUCACUGGUGCUGGAAAGGACUGGGCGACUGGUGGAGGCACAGAUUAACUGGGACAUUUUGGGACCCAAUUCAGAAGAGAUUUUAUCUCCUCUGAAUAGUGACAUUGGUGACCCUGUGAAUGGAUCAUUCUAUUUUGAAGAAGGAGAAGGAGGUCUAAGAACAAUUAAUCUACAAAUCUAUCCUCAUGAAGAUGUUGAAGUUCAGGAAAUCUUCAUUAUUCGACUGAGUCUUGUGAAAGGUGAAACAGAAAUAGAUCCGAAGGCAAACACCAUUACAUUAAUAAUAGAGAAAUUUGGUGACCCCAAUGGAAUUGUACAGUUUGCUCCCGAAUCAUUAAUUGAGAGUAACUAUUCAGAGCCCUCAGGAGAAGAAGGGCCACAAAGUAUUACACUGUUUGUCAAACGAAUUCAAGGCAUUCUGGGGAACAUAACGAUUUACUGGGAAAUACGUAGUGAAUCUGACAUCACAGGUGACUUUCUUGAGACAGAGGGAUCUGUUGUCAUUGCUGACCAGCAGAGCACAGCUGAGAUAACUAUCUACCUGUUACCUGAUGAUGUUCCAGAACUGGAUGAAAACUACGAGGUACAGCUGAUUUCAGUGGAAGGUGGAGCAGAUUUAGACCAUGAGAAGGGAAUUUCAAAGAUCACAGUGUUUGCAAAUGACGAUCCUUAUGGAGUGUUUGCCCUGUACUCUGAUCAUCAGUCAGUAUUGGUAGAAAAAGCCCUGGAUCGCUAUGUUCAGAUUAAUGUAACUCGGCAUGCUGGGGCAUUUGGAGAAGUGAUGGUUGAGUACCGUGUCAUAUCCCCUUAUGAUGAAGCACUAAUUGAACCCGAGAAUGAAGUGGGAUUCCUCACAAUAAAGGACGGUGCCAGCUUUGGAGUAAAAAGAGUGCCAAUAAGCAACCAGGCAUUUAUUUUACUGGGCUUGAAUUUUACUCUGGAACUGACUAAUGUAAGCCUGGUUAGGGGAAGUGCCAAGGAAGUGCCUAAAAUAUUGGGAAUAGCAAAGUCUGUUGUGCUGCUUAUUCCUGAGGAAGCUGCCAAUUCACAGGUUGGCUUUGAAUCUGUGAUAUUACGACUUACAAACAUUGUAGCAGGGACAGGCCAUGCUGUUAUAACCAGAAGAGGAGCUUAUGGCUCUGUAAUAGUUAGCUGGAUUUCAGGAUGCCCACCAGACCUAGUCACUGACUCUGUUAUACUAGGCAAUAUUACACCUCCAUUUGGUACUGUUGUAUUUUCCUCUGGGGAGAAAAGUAAAGUAAUUUCAUUUCAGGCUACUCCAAGCCUAAAUAAACCUGAGACAUUUGCCAUCACUUUAACAGCAGUGCACAGCAAUGUGUCUGGAGGGGCUCGCCUGAGAUCAGGAUUUACGAUAGCUUAUAUUGAGCCAAUGGGGAUCUUCCAGUUUGAUCUUAACUCAAGAUCAGUUUCAGUUGAAGAAGAUGUCCAGGUAGUCAGACUACAUGUUCAGAGAUUGUUUGGUUUCCAAAGUAAUCUCACUAAACUGACAUAUCAGACCAUUCCAGGAAGUGCCAAACCACUAGAAGACUUUAUACCCAUCUACAAUGGAGAGCUUAUGUUUUUACAUUUUCAGACAAAUGCAGUGAUAGAAAUAUCAAUAAUUGAUGACACUGUGUCUGAAAUACAAGAAUUCUUUUUUGUAAAUUUGACUUCUGUGGAAAUUCUGGAUGUUCAACCUGCAAACCUUGACUGGAGUCCCCGUUUGAAUCCAGCUUUCAGUGUUGCAACAGUUAAUAUCCUGGCUAAUGAUAUUCAUCAUGGAAUACUAAGUUUGGGACCAGAGUUUGUUUACGUUGAAGAAGAUACAAACAGCAAUACCUCCAACAGAGCAGUGCUUCAGAUCAGAAGGACCAAGGGAUUUAUUGGUGAUAUUAAAAUAACUGUUAAAACUUUUGGGGGAGUGAGCGCACAGAGUGCAGUGUUUCCUUUUGAGAAUGUUUAUGGAAAAUCAAACUUCUCAUGGGCAAUGGAAGGAGAAGAUUUUGAAGAACAGACAAUCUCUCUGAUUUUGCUGGAUGGAGAAAGUGAAAGCCAGGUCUCCAUAAAAAUUUUUGAUGAUGAUGAGCCUGAAGGACAGGAAUCAUUUUAUGUUUUCCUCUCAGAUCCUGAGUAUGGAGCUCAGAUUGUGGAAGGAAGGGAUGAACAUGGAUUUGCUGCUUUUGCAACAGUAAUUAUUUCAGGAAGCGAUCUCCAGAAUGGUAUUUUGGGAUUCAUUCCAGAAGUACAAAGUGGCCUGAUACUUGAUGAAGACUCAGAAAACAGAGAGGUGCUGCUGACUGUCGCACGGCAACCAAACAGGGCUUUUGAAGAUGUGAUGGUCUUCUGGCGUGUGACCUUUAAUAAAACAGCUGUUGUCCUUCUGAAGGAUGGUGUGAACUUGGAGAAUGAGCUUGUAUCUGUGCUGGGAGCCACGACCUGCAUGGCAGGUCAAACAACGUGCAACAUUUCCAUUGAAAUAAAACCUGAUCAGGUACCAGAAUUUGAAACUUAUAUUUUUGUUGAGCUGUAUGCUGUAAGCUCAGGAGCUGCUUUGAACAACAGUGCCAGAUUUGCUUUUAUAACUGUCCUGGAAAGUGAUGCUCCUCAUGGUUUAGUGUAUUUUGCUGUGGGAUCUCGAUUUGCUGUGGCUUAUAAGAAGACAGCUUUAAUCAGUCUGCAAGUUCUUAGAGACUCUGGUACAUCAGUAACCACAAUGGUUAGCUACAGUAUGCAGGAGCUACAAAAACCUGAACCUAUUGGACGGACCUUCGUAUCUCCAGCUGUGGCAGGACAAGAUUUUGCCAGAUCUGAAGGUUUAUUGACUUUUGAACACGGACAGAGAAAUGCAUUCCUGGAUGUGACCCUGACUCCAAAGACAGGAUCUUUAAACCCAUUUCCUAAACGUUUCCAGGUUGUACUUUCUAAUCCCACAGGCGGUGCCAGGGUAGAUGAUGUGUAUGGUGUUUCUAACAUCACCAUUGUCUCAGAUUUGGACUCCUUGCCAGUUUGGGGACUGAUUGAUCAACUGCAUCAGCCUCUUGAUGACACCAUUUUACACAAAAUCCUUCAGAAUCUGAAUGUCAAAGUGGCUACAGAAACUACAGAAGAGCAGCUUACUGCUGUGGUGCAUAUAAUAGAUAAGGUUACAGGUGUAGGUGAAAAACUGUUACUCACUGAUAAAAGCAGAAGUCUUUUCUAUGAGAUACUCUGUGCUCUGGCUAGCCCAAAACGUGAGGACACACAAGGAUACAGCCUGCUUGCUGAGGUGACUGAGAAGUUUGCUUUUUCUCUGUUGACUGGGAUAAAGUGUGGAUCACCAGGAGAAAGAGGCAAAAAUAUCCUUGACAGCUGCCCAUAUAUUGCAAUAAUGGCUCACAGCUGGUUUCCUCAGCAAAUAAAUGGACAUAAAUUUAAUGGAAAAGAUGGGGAUUCCAUUCAAGUACCUGAACAUCUACUAGAGGUGUCUGUAGUAUUAUCAUCUUCCCAGGAGGAGAACUGUGAAUCCGUGCAGUUCACAGAAUACAGCAGCCAGCAGUGGUUCCUUACUGGAGAUAAAGAGCUUGCCCUGAAGAACAAGGUUUUUUCAAUGAGCUUGAAGGGUCGGAGUUCACAACCUUUGAAAGAUAGCAAUGAAGUAAUUUAUCGUAUUUAUGCUGAAGGAAGUCGGAUUGUUCCACGGAAGUCUCUAUGUCUGCUUUGGAAUCAAGCUGCUGAAAGCUGGCUGUCUGAUAGUGGGUUCUGCAAAGUGGUUGAUGACACAUCAGAUUAUGUGGAAUGCUCCUGUUCUCAUAUGUCUAUUUAUGCAGUUUAUGCCCAAACAGAUAAUUUGUCUUCAUACAACGAGGCUUUUUUUUCUUCUGGAUUCAUCUGCAUUUCAGGUUUCACUUUGGCUAUCAUCUCCCACCUUUUCUGCACCAGGUGUGCCAUGUUUGCAGCUAAACUUCUCACUCACAUGAUGGUUGCUUGUUUGGGUACUCAGGUUUCAUUUCUGGCCUCUGCUUACAUGAGCCAGCAUAUCUCAGAGGAAAGCUGCUUUGCUCUCGCAUCUGUUACCCAUUAUCUUUACCUCUGCCAGUUCAGCUGGAUGCUUAUUCAGGCUGUUAAUUUCUGGUACGUCCUUGUGAUGAAUGAUGAGCACACAGAGAGGCGCUAUCUGCUUUACUUCCUUUUGAGUUGGGGGCUUCCAGCUUUUGUUGUUAUCCUUCUUCUAAUUAUCCUGAGAGGAAUCUACCAUCACAGCACAGCAGAGAUUUAUGGCCUUGUCUACGGUGAUCUGUGUUUCAUUCCAAAUGCCUAUGCUGCUCUCUUUACUGCUGCUCUGGUGCCAUUAAUGUGCCUAGUGGUGGUUUUUGUGGUGUUCAUCCACGCCUACCAGGUGACUCCUCAAUGGAAGGCAUAUGACGAUAUUUUCAGAGGAAGAACAAAUGCAGCAGAGAUCCCCUUGGUCUUGUACCUGUUUGCCCUGAUUUCCAUCACCUGGCUGUGGGGAGGACUGCACAUGGCUUAUCGGCACCUCUGGAUGUUAGUCUUCUUCAUCAUCUUCAACAGCCUGCAGGGUCUUUAUGUGUUUGUGGUGUAUUUUAUCCUGCACAACCAACUUUGCUGUCCUGUGAAAGCAAGUUACACUGUAGACAUGAAUGGGCAUACAACUCCAGGAUCAGCGUUUUUCACACAUGGCAGUGGCCUGCCAGCUGCAGGAGGAGAGAUCAGCAAGUCCACACAGAACCUCAUCAGUGCUAUGGAGGAGGUACCUGCAGACUGGGAGAGGGCAUCCUUGCAGCCUGCUAGUCAAGCUAGUGCUGCAUUUAAGCAGAGUCCACAAAAUGGUAAUGUUUUCCACCCUUCUGGAGGAUUCAGUACCAGCUCAUUAGUUGCUGAUGAGGAAUCACAAGAGUUUGAUGACCUAAUAUUUGCUUUAAAGACUGGUGCAGGUCUCAGUGUCAGUGAUAAUGAGUCUUGUCAUGGCAGCCAGGAUGGUGGCAGUAUGGCUAACUCGCAGAUCGUGGAGCUUAGAAGAAUACCCAUAGCUGACACUCACCUCUAACUCCGCAGCUUGCUUGGGUUUUUGUUGUUGUGGUGGUUUUUUAUUCAAGCCUCAGUAUUUUUAUAUUUUACUUCCUUUUGCACUAAAACACUAUAUGAAACUGUAGUAGAAUGCUGUUAUCUUUACUGAAUGUUUAAACAAGAAAUGUUUGCUUGAGGUUUUGUACAUCAGAAAAAAAACUGUAAAUUUUUUACAGUGGGUGAGCAACAAUUGAUACUGUGACGAUUGGCCUAGAUUUGUAUCUUGUAAGUAGAUGAUACAUUUCAUAAACUGUAACCUUUUUUAAAUUAACCUGUAUAUUAACGCUCAUUAAUAAAGCAAUAGAGUCUGUUUGAUACAAA